CGGAGCAGCUGCUGGGAAAUAAACUUGGAAUACGCGAUACCGACCCGGAAAAUGACCAAAGAUUGCUGACCCGGCGAAUGCGGUGGAUUUGGGAUCUGCUCGUCAGGAAGGAUCUUUAGAAGAAGCUGCAGCACUCGAGUAAGAGGUGUCGUGGGGUUUGCGGAUGACAUGAGAGGGCAAUGAGCGCCAGGCAGAUGGUUCCCCCGUCUGGGUGGGUUACGUAUCCCCGGAUCCCCCCUAUGUCCGUGCGUGAAGCAGAAUGCAUGCUGUAAUCCUCCUGUAUCGGAGGGGGUAGCAGACGGGCUGAAAAUGAAUAAUACGGAAGUGUUCGUGCCGGACGGCGAUGCGGCGGUGGUCUUUUCCGCGCGGGGCCAGAAGCAGCGCUGUCUGUCGGCCGUCGAGCCGCACUUACCCGGCGAGGUGGAUUUGCAGGAUGAGGCGCUGGACAGGUUUUUAGGGGUGCCCCUGCGGAGACCCCACCAGCUCAGAUCCUCCGUCCAUGAGAGGGACUCGUUCCGCAGACACAGCUGGGAGCCGGGCAAGCGGCUACAGGAAGCCGACGCGGACUACGACCAGCUCAGUGUGAGUUUAAAGGGUCUGGAUCCAGAAGAAAUAGAAGGAAACAUGGGGUACCAGAGAGACCCCCGCCGGACCCCCAUAAUCCGCAGCACAGAUGAGAUUGAGUCUUUGCUGUCACUGCGGGGAGAGGACAUGGAGGUCACGCAAGAGGAACAUGCGCGGCGGCUGCAGGCAUACCUCUCCUCACAGGCCUACCUCUGCAACCCGCUCUCCAAAUCAGUCUCUAUGACGGGCAUUGAUCACACGUACUCCUAUCCAGACGAUGGUACCCUGUACUCACACGGGAGACACCAGGCAAAUAGGUUAAGCGCCUUGAGCUGCGGAGAUAUCGAUGCCCUGGAGACGGACGAGAAGGAAAACCGGGAAAAAGAAGAGUCUCCGCUGGGGAGGACCUUGAGCUUCAUCAGGAAGAUGGCUGGUGGCAAGAUGAAGAACAAAGAGAAAGAGAAGAUGAAGGAGGCGAAGGAGAAGGACACCAGAUACACCAACGGGCACCUCUUCACCACCAUCACCGUGUCGGGCACCACCAUGUGCUUCGUGUGCAACAAAAGCAUCACCGCCAAGGAGGCUCUCAUCUGCCCCACGUGCAGCGUUACCAUACAUAACCGGUGUAAGGACUCCCUGCCAAGCUGCACCAAGGUCAAACAGAAGCAACAGAAGGCUGCUUCCUUAAAGAAUAACUCAGCCCUGCAGAAUGUGUCCCUCCGGAAUAAGACCACCACCCUGCGAGAGCGCCCCAACUCCGCAAUCUACCCGUCAGACAGCCUGCGCCACUCGCUCCUCGGCUCCCGCAGAGGGCGGCCAUCUUUAUCCCUGUCCAAGAGCGUCUCCACCACCAACAUCGCUGGGAACCUGAACGACGAGAGCCCACUGGGAAUCCGCCGGAUCCUCUCUCAGUCCACAGACUCGCUCAACAUGAGGAACCGGACGCUCUCCAUGGAGUCUCUGAUCGACGAAGGUGCCGAAGUGAUCUAUAACCAGCUGAUGAGCGACUUUGCCACAGACGAGAAGGAGUUUGAGGCGGAUUCGUGGAGCCUGGCUGUGGAUAAUAACUACCUGAAGCAGCACAAGAAGGACGUGAUGAAACGGCAGGACGUGAUCUACGAGCUCAUUCAGACCGAGGUCCACCACGUGCGCACCUUGAAGAUCAUGACCAACAUGUUCCGCAAGGGGAUGCUGGAAGACCUGCAGAUGGACCCGGCUCUGGUCCAGAAGAUGUUCCCUUGCGUGGACGAGCUGAGCGACAUCCACGUUCGCUUCCUGAUCCAGCUCCUGGAGAGACGCAAGGACUCGCUGGCGUCCGACAGCAGCAAGAAUUUUGUCAUUAAUCGGCUGGGGGACAUCCUCAUCAACCAGUUUUCAGGCACCAACGCCGAGCUUGUGAAGAAAGCGUACACGGAGUUCUGCAGCCAGCACCACAAGGCCGUGAAGCUCUACAAGGAGCUCUUCUCCAGAGACAAGAAGUUCCAGCAGAUGAUAAGGAAGAUGACGCGCUCCCCGUUGCUGCGCAGGCACGGCGUGCAGGAGUGUAUACUGUUGGUCACCCAGAGGAUCACUAAAUAUCCCGUCCUCAUUGACAGAAUACUUCAGAACUCCAAAGGCAACGAGGAGGAAUACAAGGACAUCGCUGCUUCCUUGACACUGGUCAAGGAGCUGAUUUCAUCCAUCGACCAGGAGGUCUACAACCAAGAGAAGAACCUCCGCCUGCAGGAGAUCUACCACCGGGUGGACAGCAAAUCCACAGCCCAGGUGAUGGGAAGUCACCUCUUCGGCAAGGAGGAGCUGCUGCGCAGGAAACUUAUCCAUGAGGGGCCCCUCCUGUGGAAGACGGCAGCCGGACGCUUCAAAGAUGUGAUUAUGCUGCUAAUGACAGACGUCUUGAUUUUGCUCCAAGAAAAGGACCAGAAGUAUUAUUUCCCAACCCUGGACAAGUACCCCGUGAUCUCGCUGCAGAACCUGAUUGUCCGUGACAUCGCCAACCAAGAAAAGGGCAUGUUCCUGAUCAGCGCCAAGCCCCCCGAGAUGUAUGAGGUACACGCCGCAUCCCGCGAGGAGAGGAACACCUGGAUGAAGAUCAUCGACCAGUCUGUUCGGGUAUGCCCAAAACGGGAGGAUUUCCCAUUAAUUGAGACCGAAGUUGAAGCCAAGCUGAGAAAACUAAGAGAGGUCAUACAGCAGAAGGACAGAGAAGUGGCUGAAAUCUUGGAGGAAAAGGUGACCCUGUUUAACAAGGUGGUGCAGUUACAGGCUGGCGACGACUCUCCCGGUCUCUCUGUAAACACUCGGAAUCUCUUCAGGAGCGACUCCACGGAGAGCUACAGAGGAGAGAAGCUGAUCAAUGAGACCAUCAAAGAAGUGGAGGCCCUGAAGGACGUGAUUCUGGGGACGGGAACCGAGCAGCUGCUUCUGAAGACAGAUCCCCACAACCACACGUCUAAUUCCUCCAAUGCCUCUGACAGCACCGAAUCCAUGCAUGGAGACACAAGUGGCAUCAAUGGCUCCAUGGAAACCAACAAGGAUGAGGACUCCAACUUGAAGGACCGGAACGGAAACCAAGUGCAACAGAAAAGUCCCCAAGAAGACGCCGUGCAGAGAAUUGCCAACAUAUACUGCCUUAUCCAUGGACUGCAGUCGCUAAUCACCCAGCAGGACGCCUCGCUAGAUCUCCACGGCCAGGAUGGCGGUGACAAGAAGGAGCGUUUGUCCCGGACCAACUCUCGUGACAUCUCGGCGGCUGAGCCCCUCUCCAAGAGCGUGGACAAGCAGGGUACGGAGCUUACUCUCCUCCAGCGGCAGCACACGCUCCUCCAGGAAGAGCUCCGCAGGUGCAGGAGGCAAUGCGAGGAGAAAGUGCAAGAAGCUGGGAUGCUGGAGGCCCGGCUGAGGGAGAGCGAACAGGCCAGGACCAGGGUGGAACGGGAAUUGGAGGAGGUGAAGAGACAAGUGAGCUUCCUGCAGAAAGAAAAGACCAACGGAGGAGGAGAGCUGGCCCGGGUCAGGGGAGCAGAUCCACGCAGACGCAGCUUGCCAGCUGGAGAUGCCUUGUACCAAACCUUUACUCCACCCCAGCUCCACCCUGACCGGCGGACCUCAGACAUCCCGGAGGGUUUGGUUCCAGUUAUCUCCUUCCAAGAGGAUCCUGACCUUAAGGAUGACUUUAGUGACCUAACGGAGCUGGAGAAGCUCCCGGAGACAGUUGACACAGAGUCCUCAGAAGAGGAGGGUGGGGGACCCCCGGUGUCACCCUCCAGUACGCGAGAAUUCCAGAGAAUGCAGGACAUUCCGGAGGAAGCGGAAAGCACACAGGAGCCGAGAGACGCGGAGCAGGGUCCCUCUGAGAGCUAGGAGACCAAAGACGUGAGACAAGACGACCGUAGACGCGCCGCUCUACCGCGCAACAUGGGGGAGCGGUGAGAAUGAACGACCGGACUCUGAGGAGGGUUCCCCUGGACAAAGCUUUUGGACGAACGCUUUCUGUGUAACGGGACCCAUUCGGACGAUCCCAGACAAGGCUGCACGCGACUGUUAGAUGAUAACGUGUGGGGGGCAGGGGAUGUACCAAAAUCUGACGCUCCACUACGAGCUGCCACCUUGUAUUAAUACAAGCAAAA
Spea bombifrons (plains spadefoot toad) is the source of this 4190-nucleotide messenger RNA. RefSeq names its product Rho/Rac guanine nucleotide exchange factor 2 (gene ARHGEF2). Gene Ontology annotation, biological process: cell morphogenesis; regulation of Rho protein signal transduction; actin filament organization. Gene Ontology annotation, cellular component: cytoskeleton; ruffle membrane. The record is from RefSeq and is a predicted model, not a curated record. Gene Ontology annotation, molecular function: microtubule binding; guanyl-nucleotide exchange factor activity. NCBI's taxonomy places the organism in Eukaryota, Metazoa, Chordata, Amphibia, Anura, Pelobatidae. The coding region runs from base 310 to 3924 and encodes 1204 amino acids. The transcript is spliced from 28 exons.